Messenger RNA from Polyodon spathula (Mississippi paddlefish), 3753 nucleotides. RefSeq names its product bone morphogenetic protein 3-like. Gene Ontology annotation, molecular function: growth factor activity; cytokine activity. The transcript has 3 exons. Gene Ontology annotation, biological process: SMAD protein signal transduction; osteoblast differentiation; BMP signaling pathway. Bases 357 to 1733 code for a protein of 458 amino acids. Gene Ontology annotation, cellular component: extracellular region. NCBI's taxonomy places the organism in Eukaryota, Metazoa, Chordata, Actinopteri, Acipenseriformes, Polyodontidae. The record is from RefSeq and is a predicted model, not a curated record.
CCUCAACCACCACAUCCGUGACAAUACAGUGUGUGCUCUACCUUCAAUGAAGUGGAGAAGUGGUGCGAUUGGCUGUCGAUUCAGAGAUCAGCCCUGAUCUAAGAUAAAAAAAACCAAGAGAACUGCGCCUCACAGGAGCAGAGGACAGAAAAACAAACCCACUACUGAUCACUACUUAAUUAAUAACACGUUAACGUUGACACUGACACUGACAGUAACUCACCGCUGGCAACGAGCUACGUACAGAAAGUCAAGGAAGAGAGUUUUAAAAAUUGUAGAACACACCUGAACGCAUAAGUCCAGCUGGAGCCCAGCACAGUUCUACACCUUUUCUUACAGCUAAAACUUCGUGCAGGAUGUAUCACCGUAUGUCUGUCGUGUUGUUCGCGUGGAGUUAUUUUUGCUUUGGAUCUGGUGAUUUGCUAAAAGAUCGUUUUGCAGGACUCAAGAAAAAUGCCGAGUUGGGAGAUUUUGACAGGAAUGGGGAUACAUAUGACAUUUCUGAAGCUGAAAAUGACCUGCUUUUGCUGGGCACCGUAUCAGAACACAUGGCGAUGCUAUAUGAUAAGUACAAGAGAACAGGUUUUCAAUUCAAGGAUGGGAAUACAGUUCGGAGUUUUAAAGCUAAGUGGGGCACCAUUAGAGAUAUGCAACUGCAAAUCUUUAACCUGACCUCCCUAACGAAAUCAGAAGACAUUCUUUCUGCCACGUUGCAUUACUAUAUAGGAGACCUGCUGAACACAAGCCGGAGGUGUGCAAGACCCAUGAGCUGUGGUCGCCAUGGCCCCAGAAAACAAGCCCACAUCCAUCUUGCCGUCUGGAGUUUUGCUUCUGUGGCCAACAACACCAGGACUCUGGGGCACUUCCUUAUCAAUGUCUCCACUGUCUAUCGGAACUUCCUGUCAUGGCAGUGGAAGGACAUUACACGUGUCCUGAACGAAGCCAAGCACAAUGAUGAGCUUCUGAUCGGGAUUGAGAUCGCCUCGCAAGGAAGCAGGGCCUUUAAAAAGCUGCUUUCUAAGCGCUCCCCAUACAUUCUGGUGUACGCAAACGACUCUGCUAUCUCAGAGUCAGAAGCUGUAGUGUCAACACUGCCAAGGCGAAGGGGGUCCCUUGCUCCUGGCCUUCACAAGCUGGGAGUGCACACACGAAACAGCACCGAUGAGCGGAGGAGCAAGCGAUCCGCUAACAUCCUCUUCCCACUGCAGAACAACGAGCUGCCAGGGGCAGAGUUCCAGUUCAACGAGGCCCAGGCCUGGGGAGAGAGGAAUCCAUACAAAGCACUGGAGACCCGCCCAGCAGAACUGCAGAGGAACAAAAAGAAGCAACGAAAGAGCAAUCGGCACAAGGUGCAGACCCUCCAGUUUGACGAACAGACUUUGAAAAAGGCUCGACGGAAGCAGUGGAGUGAGCCACGGAAUUGUGCCCGCAGGUACCUGAAGGUGGAUUUUGCUGACAUUGGCUGGAGCGAGUGGAUUAUUUCUCCAAAGUCUUUUGAUGCCUACUAUUGCUCUGGGUCCUGCCAGUUUCCCAUGCCAAAGUCUUUAAAGCCGUCGAACCACGCCACCAUCCAGAGCAUCGUGAGAGCAGUGGGUGUGGUUCCUGGGAUACCGGAGCCCUGCUGCGUGCCUGAACGCAUGUCCUCCCUCACUAUAUUAUUCUUUGACGAGAGCAAGAAUGUGGUCCUCAAGGUCUACCCCAACAUGACUGUGGAGUCGUGUGCCUGCAGAUAACACCAUGGAGACAUUCACUUCAAUUAUUCCUCCACUUUGGAUUUGUUUUUUGUUUUUUUGCACUGAAAGAUAAAUUCUGAUCAAAAGUGAAGAGUUCCACUUUUGGUUACUUUUUUUAAGAUCCAACAAUUAUGAAAUUAUGACACAGAGACCUUUUUAUAUACAAACAUGGACAGCAUCAUAACAGUUGAUGCUCUACACUGUCGAUUUAAUGACUGAAUGACUAACUGAUGAGGCAGUUCUGAAACCAGUUUCUACUGUAAAGAUGAAAGAUAACUAGUACCUAAUAGAGGGGAGAAUGUCUUAAAGAACCAUAUUUGAAGCCCCUAACCGCCCUUAAUCAGAAACGUGAUGGUCUCAUGAAUUCCGGCUGGAUAAGCCUUUUUUUUUUUUUUUUUUAUCAAGGUGGCCUUUCUAUUGUAGAGUAUAAACACAAAGUAUCAAUAUAGGAUCUCUUCAAAAACACAUUACUGCAUUCAGAAAUAGUUUUCUUAGGGAAAAGGGGUGUAUAGAUAUAUUUAUUGCUGUUAUCUAGUUCUAUUCAAAACCAAAAUAUAACCAGAUGUAAUUUUAGUUUAAACCAGAUUAAAGCUUAGUAACUGGCAUCAUGAUGCAGCUUAUUAUUAUUUAUAAUUUCAAUAAUUUGUGUUUCAGUCACAUAUCAACACUGUCAAUCAAUAUUUCUUACAUGUCCAGUGUACAAUAUUGGUUCUGUUUAUUUCUAUCAGUGCUUUCGAGGAAGGUCCUGUCUCUGAUGUGUUGCUUCUGUAUUUGUAUGUCUUCAUAUGCAACACUACUUGCUCUCCAGGGUCUGACCCCCAUGUUAAGGAGACGGUUCAUCUCUCUGCUUACCAAAUUAAUGAAUAUGUAAAAUCCAAAGGGUGUUUUGGGGACAGGAUCACCAGCUACGCCAGAAAGGGAGCUGCUGAUUGGCUAUAGGCUUUUUGGGAAUGUGCCUGUCAAAUUGUUGCCUGUUAUACCUUAUUCCCAAAAUCAAAGCAGGUUGACGGAAUUUACAAACAAAACCAAGGAGUCCAAUUUUGCUGUAUUACAGGAUGACAAUAAAGUGUGCAGCAAAAAAGACAAACACAUUAGAGGACAGCUGAACUACGUUAAAACAUUCAUCAUAUUUACGAGGCGUAAAAAAAAAAAAAAAAAAAAAAAAACUUUGAAAUUGCAGUAUUCCUUUAAACAAACACAACAGGUGUUUUUUUAACGCAACAUAUUAUACAAUUAAAACACUAUACUUAAAGUGGUACUCUGUUUAACCUCAGGCAUUUGAAGUGACGCAGUAUAUUGCCUGAAUUUGACCAGAAAGCAUCAUUUUAAGCACUAAACUAUUGUAGAGCCCAUGAACAAAAAGGAUACAAAUUGGGCCAGUGUGUUUAAAUGUACUUAAUAUAUGUAAUAUAUUUUUUAUAAAUGCAUUUAUUCUUGAUAGAAAAUAUUACUUACAAUAAUGUAAGUCUCUUUUCUGUUUAUUAAAAUGAAAUCAGUACUGUGUUAUUACUACAGAGUAAAUUCGGUGCUGUGAAAGGAUACAUCAAGUUGUUUUUAAUGCUUCUGCAAGCAUAGUAUUUUUAAGUGUAUAUUUACAAUGCAAACUUUAGUCCACAAUCCAUUUUAAAAAUACAAUGAACUAGCAAUACAACUGAAAAUAAUAAAUGAUACACCAUGAGAAGAUGCACAGUCUCUAAUCUGCUCCUCUUGAUCAUCACAGACUCCUUAUUAAUUGAAUCUGCUGGUGUACAGUUAGCAGCAGUCACGUGACAGCUAAUAUAAUCAACAAUGUGGGUGUUACACAGUAAAGUCUCAUUCAUACUUUAAUGUCUGCUUAGUAACAGUAUUUAAAGGUGUCAAGUGUCAUGUUUAAUAUAUAAAGGGACAAAAAUUGAUUAAAUUCCAACAUACGUUAUUAAGUGUACACAGGCAUCUCAUUCCCUGCGCAUUUUUAGCAAUAGAUAAGAGGAUGUUGUUGUUUUUUUUGUAAAUAAAGUGUACUUAAUGGCAUAUUUAGAAA